Copidosoma floridanum is the source of this 1374-nucleotide messenger RNA. Its product is annotated as CLIP domain-containing serine protease HP8-like. Gene Ontology annotation, molecular function: serine-type endopeptidase activity. The record is from RefSeq and is a predicted model, not a curated record. Gene Ontology annotation, biological process: proteolysis. NCBI's taxonomy places the organism in Eukaryota, Metazoa, Arthropoda, Insecta, Hymenoptera, Encyrtidae.
UUCUACUUCAUCACAAUCUCAUCGUCGUCAUCGUCAUAAUUAUCAUCGAAACUUCUUUACGCGCGCUCGUAUACGUACAGUGAAUCGAAAAGAGUUAUAAGACGUGUGUACUUAAAUAGUCGACGAUUAGAACUGAUACGGCUAUAGUUGUUGGUGUGAUCUCCAAUAAGGGCGCAGUUCUAAUAUUUUUGCAAGAUGACAGUUUUGUUGAAGCAUUGGGUUUUGCCAGUGCAGCUGGUACUUUUUGGCCUCAUUACUACAGUGGUUUCUCAGUCAUCCUGCCAAUACGACAGUUGCGUGGUCAUCCAACAGUGCCCCAAGCUUCACAAGCUCCUUAUAACUCGGGAUCCAACGGCAUUCAAUUUGUUGACGUCGCGAAACUGUGGGUAUGAAGGACGAUAUCCCAAAGUUUGUUGUACAGAAGAGGAAAUGAACUAUCAGGAGGAUAACAAUAAUCAGAAAUAUAACGGUAAUAACGGUAAUAACGGUAAUGGCAAUGUACAACCUCCGUUCAAUGGAUCGACUGAGUCAAGAAACGUAAACUUGGGGGAGGCGAUGAAGCUUUUGCCAACUGAUUGCGGGCAGGACUUGUCUAAUCGCAUCAUUGGUGGAACCGCAACUGCUCUUGAUGAGUUUCCGUGGAUGGUACUCCUAGAGUACCGUAAACCCAACGGAAAGACAACAGCCUGCGGCGGAGCCCUCAUAAGUCGAAGGUACGUCCUAACAGCGGCUCACUGCGUCUCACCGGGAUCUUUGCCUCCCAGUUGGUCCCUGAUCGGUGUAAGAUUAGGUGAAUACAACACCGCGACCAAUCCAGAUUGCAUCGCCGAAGGUGAAUCGGACAUGGUCUGCGCCGACGAGCCCAUCACCGUUGGCAUCGAAGAGCGAAUCAUCCACGAAAGUUACGGUCCCAACUCGAACAAUCAACACGCUGACAUAGCCCUCAUCCGACUUUCGCAGGACGUGACCUUCACCGACUACAUAAAGCCCAUUUGCCUACCGAGCGGUCCAAAGGUCAGCAAAAAGCUGACAGUCGCUGGUUGGGGAAGAACCGAGAACAGGUUCGAGUCCGAGGUCAAGCUGAAGGUCACUCUGCCACCGGUCGAUCGUAACUACUGUUCGCAGAAGUACCCGAGAGAAAUGGUCGAGAGCCAGAUUUGCGCUGGUGGGGAGAAAGGCAAAGAUUCUUGCAGAGGAGAUUCCGGUGGUCCUCUUAUGCAACUGGCCAAGAGACCCGAUGAUAUUUUCAACAGGUGGGAGUCUGUUGGCGUUGUCUCGUAUGGUCCCACGCCCUGUGGAUUGGAGGGAUGGCCAGGCGUCUAUACCAAUGUAUAUUUCUACGUACCUUGGAUUCUGAGCAAGCUUCGAGGGUAA